Molecule: messenger RNA, 5938 nt
Organism: Paramisgurnus dabryanus
Lineage: Eukaryota; Metazoa; Chordata; Actinopteri; Cypriniformes; Cobitidae
Gene: exoc3l2a
Product: exocyst complex component 3-like 2a
Biological process (GO): exocyst localization; exocytosis
Cellular component (GO): exocyst
Molecular function (GO): SNARE binding
Source: RefSeq, a predicted model, not a curated record
ACAGAAGAAGAGUCGCACUCAUUUCUCUGCACUUAUGUGAACACAUCACUAAACUACUAACUACUUAACUGUAAGGUGAGAAGUAAAGGGAGGGUGUCUCUUUUUCCUGAGGAAAAUGCCUCAUCAUCUGGUAGCAAAAUGAACGGCUGCCUCCGACAUUCCAGCAGAAGGCCCCAAAAUCUUGGAGAGUGAAACACACACACACACACAUACACACAUAACUUUCUCACUGUCUUACUCUCUAUCACACUCGCAGACACGGGGAUGGAUUUGCCAUGAGCUGACUGCCCACUUCACUCUAAGUUAACCAGUGCAAGAAUGCCCAUCUUUAAGAAGCUGCCCAGGAGGCUCAAGAAUAACCAGAGCAAUGGUGAUCUCAUCCAAAAGAGUAACCUGGCUAACGGUGAACUCAUCCUUAAAAGUAACCAUAGCAACGGGGAACUCAUUCUGCCACCAUCCGAUCUGAAUCCGUUUGAGGGGGCGUGGGCAGGUAUAGGGUGGAAUAAUGAAGAGAAUGGGGUUUGGGAAAAUGGACAGGACUACCAAAGAUCAUCUCAGGUGAGUGAGGCGCUGGAGAAUGAGGCAAACACAGAGCAGCGUGGAGGGUCGAAGGUUAACGAAGGAUCGAAAGAAAAGAGAGGAACUCUGGAACGGAUUUGUGGCUCAUCACCAUUGAAGACCCUGGGAAAGUUAGGGAAAGGACUUCGUAUCACUGGAAAAAAUGUUUGGGGUGCUGCCCCUUCGACGCGGAGUGCCACCCUCCCGGCAACACCUUCCUCAGGAAAAAAGAGAAAAAUUAAUUAUAGACGAGCCUCAGAGGAGAUCAUGACUUUACUGAGACUGGCAGGCCGUCGUAAAGAGAGCGAGCGCAGAGAUAGUCUGCCCACAGGUGAUCUGACCACCGAAGACGAUGAAGACAGUUGUCGUCGUCCCUCAUUCCUACGUAUGGUCAGUCUGAGCAAGCUCAAACGUGACUCACUAACAAACAACAGUUCCCAGGGGUCCGAGCAAGAGCUGGUAGAGGAAGAGCAGCCAGUCAAACGCAGGGAGCCGCUAUCAGUGUUGGAGAUCUUGCAGUUGGUCAAUCAGAGAGACCUUCUGCUUGCCGACACGCACAUUCAAGAGCUCGAGAGGGAGUGUGAACUUGAUCCCUCCCCCUUGACACAAACCACACCCACUUCAACCACACCCAGCACUGCAACAACGCCCUCAUUGGCCUCAUCCCCCUGGUUCCCCCUGCUUGCUGGUUCAGGCAAUGACGAGUCCGGUCCAAGCAUGUGGGAUGCCGGGCUGCGUAAAGUGAAGGACGUAGAGCUCCUGUACGAAGCCCUUCAGAAUGAGAUGUGGGAUGUGGUGAGGGAGUCCCUACGUCAACCCUGCACCGGGCCUCAGCUGGGUCUUGUGGUUCUGGUCAUACAGCAAGAGGAGCAGGCUGACAAGGUCUGGGCACUGCACCAAGAGGCCCAGGCCAACCUCCAAGCUGAAGAUAACUCAGAAGACCGGCCAAUCUCGCGUGAGAUCGCACGACCCUCCAAGCGACCCAGGAGGCUGCGUCAAGGAUGGGUGGAGGCCAUGGGAGAGGCAGCCGACUGGUGUCUUCCACAGCCAGGAGGCAUCGCCGCAGGUCAGAUGGCCAUGUAUUUGGAGCGUCUGAGGGGCAGGGUGGUGGAAGAUAUGGAUGCAGCCCGUCGGAACGUGGUGGCGGUGUAUCCUGAGGAGUUUGGGGUGUUUCAGGUCUACAUGCAGAGUUAUCACAGGGCGGUCGCCAAACGGCUGAAGAGCAUCACUUGUGGACCCAUUCAGAUCACUGAUAUAUACUCGCUGCUGGAUUGGAUCUACAACAUUUACAACAGGGACGUCUUGGCUACAGUUGGAGCAAUGGGCACAAUAGAUUGUGAAGCUCUAGAUCCUCUUCUGCCAGAAGAUGUCAUCGAUCGGCUGGAACAGGACUGUGUCGACACUGUUUGGGAGAAGGUGACCACAGAGCUGUCUCAGGUUUUGGAGGAUGAAGAAAAGCGAUGGGCACAGACGUUGCACAUUGAAGAGUAUCAAUCUGGCCUCGCCCGUUCUAUUAUACAGAGGUUGAAGGUAGAUUUAGACAGAUCAACUGCUGUCAGUCAGCCAUUAGGAGCCAGUAUUGCUCGCUGCACCUUAAAUGGACUUGCGGAUUUCCUGCACAGCUUCCAAAGAAAGGUUGAGGUGUUCCAUAACACACAGUCGGAGUUUGGAGACGGUGGGGAUGGUUAUGUCUCCAGGACAAUCGCUCUUGUCAACUGUGUUCCACCUUUCAGGAGUUUUGUGGAGCGCUGUCAUAUGUGUGACCCCCUCGGCAGUGAGGACUUCUCGCAGCGAGCUCAUUCCUCUCUAGAGCGAAUCGUCAACCACUCUGUGCGAGUUCUCGCUGACAUACUGUUUGAAAAUAUCAGGCCAUUCUUUGAUAAGCUGGUGAAGAGGAAGUGGCUGGAGAACAAUGAGGCCUUUGAGAGCAUUGAGACGUCUAUUAAACAGCACUUUAAAAAGUUUCGCAGAAUGGACUGCCCUCCGUAUCAGACACUGGUGAAUGAGGUGCACAGGCGGGUCCUGGUUGAAUAUGUUCGUGCCAUCAUGAGGGGGCGGGUCAUUUGUACGUCACUCAAAAUGAGGAAGAGAGUGGCAUUCCGUCUGCAGGAUGAAGCCAAACAGUUGAAGGCUCUAUUUAAGGAUCUGGAGUCAACUGCUUCCUGGUUGGACAGUCUGAUUGUUCACCUGGCUGACAUCAUAGUGUUAGAAGACACACCUUCUAUUCAGAUGGAGGUUGGAGUUUUAGUGAAGGAGUUUCCAGAUAUACAGAGAAGACACAUCUCUACUGUGUUAAAUGUCCGUGGGAUGGUGCAUCAAUCAGACCGUCAGGAGAUUCUAGCAGUUGUUCGGGAUUUAGAGAACAGCGACAGCUCCAUUAAUCUGCCCAGGGAUCGUGCCCUCUUCUCUGAAAUCGCAGUGGCCAAAGACAUGCCCUGUCUGGGGUUGGUUCUGAUUCGAUGCGCUCUGACUGUGUCAUCAUGGGUCGCCAGCGCCCGACCGCAUCGUAAACACAGCAGACGGAGCCGGAACGAGAAGCAUGCGGACGGGAGAACCCAGUCGUUGCGUACAAAGCGUUCUGACAGAUAAUAAAACAAGGCAUAACUACAAUGCACAUCAUUCUUAAAAAAAGCACAAUUAACUAUAUAGAAACAAAAAUCAUAACACAUACAAAACAAAAAAAAUGAAUGUAUUGUUAGGACACAAAAACAAGUAGGGAAAGAUCUAUGUUUAUCAGAAAGUUGAAUUUAUUGUUGUCAGCCCUUAUAGAUGGUUUUAACAUACAGUGACAAGAAAAAGUAUGUAUAUAAAUUUGUCAUAAAAUGUGAUCUGAUAUUCAUCUAAGUCAAGUGUAUUGACAAACAUAAUGUGUCUAAAGUAAUUAGACAACAAAAUUUAGAUCUUUCAUGCCUUUAUUAAACACACUCAUUAAACAUUCAAAAUGGCAGUGGAAAAAGAACCCUUAAAAUUAAUAAUUUAUUGACACUCAUUGUCAGGAAUAACCUCAACCAGGCGCUUCCUGUAGCUGUGGAUCAGCCCUGCACAUCGGGGAGAAGUUAUUUUAGCCCAUUCUUCCAGAUCAUCUCUAUUGGGUUAAGAUCUGGGCUCUUAUAUUGCCACUCGAAAAGGUGGAUUUUGUUUUUCCGAAGCCAUUCUGUUGUGGACUUGUUUCUGUGUUUUGGUUCAUUGUCCUGUUGCAUCACCCACCUUCUAUAGAGUUUCAUCUGACGUACAGACAUUCUCAUAUUAUCCUGAAGAAUUGUCUGAUAUACUUCGGAUUUCAUCUUCCCCUCAAUGAUUGCAGCUGGCCAGGAUCUAAUCCAGCAAAGCAGGCCCAAAUCAUGAUGUUUCCUCCACCAUACUUUACAGUUGGGAUGAUGUUUUCAUGAUGAUAUGCAGUGACCUUUCUACGCCAGAUGUAGCGCUGUGUGUUUUUCCAAAUAGAUCUUAUGUUCAUCAGUCCACAAAACAUUUUGCCAAUGUGGAGUGUUACAUUUUUGGAGUGUUAAAUUUUUGGCUGUCAUUAGGGGUUGUUUCUUUACCUCACUGAUGAGUCUUCGUUGCGCUCUUGAUGUCAUUUUGACUGGGCACCCACUUCUUGGUAGAGUAGCAACAGUCCCAAAUCGUCUCCAUUUGUAGAUUGUUUGCCAAACUGUAGACUGGUGAAUUUCUAAAGUCUUUGAAAAACUUUGUAACCCAUUUCAGCUUUAUGUAAACCAACAUUUCUUGAUCGUAGCUCCUCUGAAAGCUCUUUUUGGCGAGGCAUGGCUCACAUAUAAGCGUGUUCUUCUUGUGCAGAGCAAACUCCAAAAGUUUGAGGGUUUUUUUAUCAGUCAAAGUAGCUGUAGUCCACACCUUCGAAUGUAUUAUCUUAACGAGACUCCAGGUGUACUAAUACUUUACUCAAAUUAGCUUUUUUAAGGUCAUUAACUGAAGGGUUCACAUACUUUUUCCACAAGCGCUAUGAGGUUGUUUGGUUGUUCUCCAUAAAGACAUGCAAGAUCAGAUAUUUUAUUUUAUUUUUAGACAUUAUGUUUGUCAAUACCCUUGAUUUAGAUGAAUAUCAGAUCACAUGAGUAUAUCAGGCAUUAAGUAGGAAUAAUUGAUGACAGGCAUUUGAAUUAUUCAAAAAUAAUGCACUCCCAAGGUGGUAAUGCGGGACGAAGCAAAGGGUAGUUUAAGACAUUUGACAGGUUAUGUGUGUGUUUAUCGAAAAACAAUGCAUACCCAUUUCUUAACCAAUCAGAAUUAAGCAUUCAACAGCCCAGUGGUAUAAACUCAUCUAAUGUUGCUGUGUAAAAUGAAUGUAUACAAUGUUUAACUACAGAUCCUCAAAGUCUUGCCUGGCUACCAGAACCGCACAGUAGUGAUCCAUGCUCACGGUCUCCCUUCGACUUUUGGAAACCGAAACAUUUAAAUUUUUUAACAAGGUAUUUGUUGCAGAGGUCAGUUUAGGCAAUAGCCAGACCAAUAAACAAGCACAGACAGGAAGUUAGGUUCGGGCCAGGAGCGUAACUGCAGCAACCCGUGUGAAUCUGAUGAAACCGUCUAUAGGAAAUAGAUUACAUUUAUUGCUCAGGCUAUUCACACUCAGUCAUUCAACUAGAUGUGUUUGGGCAGAACCUGGUCAAGGGAGACCAAGAUGAAAAGUAAUAAACAACAAAGCAUGUCCUUCAGAACACAGCUGCGGUUGAAUCAAAUACUCGGCACUUAAAAAGACAGGAAAUCUCUGGCUUUUAUACAGGCUGUUAAUAGGCUGCUGUGUAUUGUGUAUAGCUUGUGUGAACAAACACUUGAUUUGAAUGAGUGGCAGAAGCCUCACUGCUGUAAAGUUGAAAAGCUAAGAAAUUCAGCAUUAACUUAUAUAGGCUGUGCUCAAUGCUGUAGACAACAAGACUGCUUAAAACUCCUAAAAUGGUUUUUAUCUGGCUGUAUGGUUCCAUUAAAAAUGUUUGAUAUUCACAAAAACUUUCUGUUACACAAAAGGUUUUUGUAUUGGAAAAGGUUACACAAAAAUAAAAGAAUAUGACAGAAAUCAUUAUUUUAAGAAUCUUUCUAUUUGUCUUUUUGGAAAAGAUGUGAGUGUGACUAUAAAUCACACAACAGAGCAGAUAUAUGUAGUGAUGUCAUCAGGUACAGCUCUACAAUACAUACAUCUUUCAGGUGUAAGUUUUAAUUGAUGCCAUUUAUGAAGAGCAAACGCUUAAGUGGUUUAAUCAUGACUGAUUGUGACAUUUUAAAAACAUGUUUAUUUGUUGCUGUUCUUUUUUUGUUUUUCUGUUUAAUUUUUAUACAUAUUUGAGCAAAGACAUUACAGAUGAAAAAUGAUGAUGUUAAUGUACAUUGAUAUUGUUUCAAGUAAAUAAGAAAUAAAGACCCA